This is a messenger RNA of Caenorhabditis remanei, 834 nucleotides long. RefSeq lists its product as uncharacterized. Lineage: Eukaryota; Metazoa; Nematoda; Chromadorea; Rhabditida; Rhabditidae. The record is from RefSeq and is a predicted model, not a curated record. The transcript has 3 exons. Bases 1 to 834 code for a protein of 277 amino acids.
AUGGAAUAUACUGGAAAGUUUAUGAUGUCUCAUACUUUUCAUAAUGUUGAGCAUUCAAAGCCUUUCACUUGGCAUGAGGGAACAAAACAAACGUUUAACGGAAUAGAAUAUCAGAUCUUGUGUUACAAAACAAAUGAAUUAAAAUGGCGGUGUUGUUUGACAAGAUUGGACUAUCUACCUCCGUCACUUGGCAGGAAAAUCGAGUACAAAAUCAGAACAAAGAAUGCUUUUGAGACAGUUGGUACGACAGAUGGAACAAUUCGAGACAAUUCCUGGAUCUCGUUUCUAAAUAAUCCGAAGUAUUUUGUUGAUGGACACUUGACAAUUGAAUGUCAUGUGGAAGUGUAUGAAGCAGAUGAAAAUGGAGUCAGGAAGCCACAGACGGUAAUUAAAAACGAAACAGAAAUCGGAUGUCAUGAUCAGAAAAGUCAACUGGCAAUUGAGGAAAAGGAGCUACAAAUGGCUAUUUCGUUGAGCAAGAAAGAAUUCGAGCGAGCGAUGGCUAAGGAGCAACAGAAGGCUAAGGAGCAACAAAAGAAGAAAGAGACUUUGUCAUGUAAUAUUUGUUUGAUAGAGUAUGGAGAGGAAGGAGACAGAACGCCACGAGUUUUGGAUUGCGGACACACUCUUUGCCUUGGAUGCUGCAAAAGUAUCGCCCGACAGCAUGAAAUUCAGUGUCCAUUUUGUCGAGUCGACACACAGCUUACUGGACGGACAAUCUCCAAUCUCCCGAAGAAUUAUCUGGCUCUCAAAAUACUCAUUUGUGUAAGCAGUCUAACAAUGGAUCUUACUGGAAAGUGUGACGUCCGAGAAUCCGAAGGAAAUGGAUCCUGA